AUGGAAGAUAUUGUAGUAGUUGACAACCCAAAACCCUACGUUUGGGCAGAAAUUGUGGACCGAGUAAGUGAAGUUUUUAUUUUAUAAGCCAAACAUAAAUUUUAAUUUUUCAUUUGUUUAGUUAUUAAAAGGUCUAGUAACGCUGCCUAUAAUAAUUCCGAAGUUUGAUGUCGAAACGAAGUGAUAAAAACUUAAAAUUUUAUUUAGGCAUAGUAAAAUCUUAAAAUCAUAUUUUCAGACAGCUGAGACUGAAGGUUGGGCAGUAUCUGACAAUGACUAUAACGUCUGGAAAGGAGCGUUAGGCGAUGACUUUGUUCUGAGAGUAUAUAUGACCAAAGGUAUUUUUUACUGUUUUCUAGCUUUAACCCUAGCCGAUAACCCUAGUCCAAAGCCCUAGCCCAGAGCCGUAGCCCAGUGCCCUAGCCCAGAGUCCUAGCCCAGAGCCCUAGCUCAGAGCCCUAUCUGACAGCCCAGAGCCCUAGCCUAGAGCCCUAGCCCACAGCCCUAGCCCAGAGCCCUAGCCCAGAGACCUAGUUUGGAGCGCUAGUCUAGACCUUGCUUUAGCCUUAACUUAAUUCUAUCUAUAGCCCAAGCCCCAGCUUCAGACCCAGCCUUACCCUUGUCUCUUUUUCAUUUUUUAACCCUGCCCAAUCUAGUUUUACCUAUUCCUCUAGCUCGUGCUUACUACAGAAAAACUGCUUCUACCCUAUUUUAUAAUACUUUGACCUAUUGGACCAUUUAUGAUUAUUUUUAAAAUUUUCAGACGGAAAAUUCGUAUGCUCACUAGCAACCGCCACCUACCAAUCAUCAAUCAGUGAUGUGCCUCUAACCACUGUUGGUAUGUUCUACACAAAUUCAGAAUUUCGAAACAAAGGUUAUGGCACACAGUUGUUCCAAGAGCUAGUGGAUCGACCAGAAAUUGAAGGACAUAACAAAGGAUUGGUCGGGGGUGAGUGCUAUAUUAUAGUAUAUUAUAGUAGGUUAGACAUUGCCACAGCUUUUUAUUGUAAAAUAAGGUUGAAAUAAAAAUCAUUUUUCAUGUAACAGGCUAAUCUUGAUCAAGUUUUGUUGUCAUUUACCGUUUUUUAAAUAAAAUACUAACGAAAAACAGAAUGCCAAAUUUGGCGGAAAAAUAAAAAUUCAAUUUUUUUUGUUGUAAAAUACGAAAAAACAAGCUAUGGUGUUUUAUUUAAGUUUUUUCUUUUAAAUCUCAAUUUAUUUUGUUAAGAAAACACAAUGCCAAAAAGCGCGGGAAGACAGAAAUUUAAAAAUAAAAAGCGCGGGAAAAUUAAAAUUCAAAAUUUUUUAAAAAAUCAUUUUUAGUGGAUUCAAUGGCCGCAAAAUACGCUUCAAGACAUGGAUUCUCUUUGGAAUCCGACUUUCUAUUGGAUUGUUACAUUACCCCAGGCACUGAUAUUCACCCAGAGAACUUACAGAAAGAUCCCACUGUAACUACCACAGUUUAUGACGGAAGUCAUUUUGAGAAAGUCAAUGAAUAUGACAAAACGAUUGUUCCUAAUAUCGACCGGUCUGGAUAUGUGAAAAGUUGUCUGCAAGUUCUGAAGGCUUAUAGCGUGGUAAUUGCUUUAUUUAUUGGGUAGGGUAGGGUAGGGUAGGGUAGGGAAGGGUAGGGUAGGGUAGGGUAGGGUAGGGUAGGGUAGGGUGGGGGUAGGGUAGGGUAGGGUAGGGUAGGGUAGGGUAGGGUAGGGUAGGGUAGGGUAGGGUGGGGGUAGGGUAGGGUAGGGUAGGGUAGGGUAGGGUAGGGUAGGGUGGGGUAGGGUAGGGUAGGGUAGGGUAGGGUAGGGUAGGGUAGGGUAGGGUAGGGUAGGGUAGGGUAGGGUAGGGUAGGGUAGGGUAGGGUAGGGUAGGGUAGGGUAGGGUAGGGUAGGGUAGGGUAGGGUAGGGUAGGGUAGGGUAGGGUAGGGUAGGGUAGGGUAGGGCAGGGUAGGGUAGGGUAUGGAGUAUAAAUUGUAUUUCCAGUUUGCUCAAGACAAUAACGGCAAAGUAACAGGCUACAUACGAGCACGAACAUGCGCUAACCAGCAGCUAUAUAUCGGUCCGUUAUACGCUGAUACUCCAGUAAGUUUUAUAAUAUUGUCAAUUGUUGUCUUAAUGAAAGUUAAAGGACCUAUAUAACAUAAACUUUUUUUAUUUUUAAAUAUUUUUUGGAGAAAGGUCAUUCAGAAGCUUAAAAAAUGUUAUUUUAGGCGAUAGCAGAGACCUUAUUGAAGUCAAUCUUUGAAGGUGAAGAACUCCAUAGACGGUGGGUUAAAACACGUUUUUUAAACAUUUUUUUAAUAAAUAAUUUUAAAAAAUUGUUGAAAAUUGAAUUGCAGUGAAAAUCCUCGUGAAAUACCUCUGAAAGCGGCUAAUUUCACCAAGUUUGUCAUAUCAACUCCCUCAACAAACAAGAAUUUUGUCGAUUUAUGGUCAAAACUUAUCGGAUAUCCGGCUGUUAGAGCUGGAAUAAUGCAUUCUCAAUUCACCAAGAAGAUUUUGAAGGUAUUUUUUAAUAAUUUGUAUUAAUUUUUACAGUUUUAGGCAUUAUAUUUUGAUGUUUUAGGUUCCAACGGACCGAGUUUAUGGCAUUUUCGACUACUGCAUGAGCUAUGCUUGA
Bursaphelenchus okinawaensis is the source of this 2617-nucleotide messenger RNA. The record is from the annotation of a GenBank genome assembly. NCBI's taxonomy places the organism in Eukaryota, Metazoa, Nematoda, Chromadorea, Rhabditida, Aphelenchoididae.